GUCAUUCCUACAGUUAGUCGUAAGGUCAGAGGUCGUGAGUUUAUUAUCAUACCGUUGGCUGUUUGAACAAAGUUUGAAAAGCACCAGCAUCCGCCUUGCUCAAAAUGUCGCUUUCUGAAGGAUUUUGGAGGUUUGGGAUUGUACCAGAAGGCAAUGAGUAUGUAGACAGCUACAGACUUUAGUGUUUCAGUUGUAAAGUUUGUGUAUAGUCUAUUUUCUACUGUCAAAGCGUGCCGUUCUUUUGGGGAGCCGCGACCUGCUUGUGAGUUGGAGCCGACAACUACUUGUGUUGACACGGAGAUAAACUAUCACGCCAGCUCACUCAACGACGGUGUUUUGCUGUAGAAUUUCUCUCUUUAGUUCCUAUACAUCGACAGCGUAAUGGCUUCGAGGGGAGCUCGCGUUCGCACGCCGCGGCGGCAUCUCCCCGUGACUCCCGGUAAAAAAUCCCAGCGUGCCGACCUACUCCACAAGCAACAGUCGGCGCCCGACCUGUCCCUGCCCGCCGAGUUUCAAACUCCUCCGGGAAGGAAGCAACUUUUCGGAGGCCCCAGUACACCGGAGUGUUUCAGUACCGUGCUUCCACCAACACCCGGGGAGGAGGAAGACAACGAAACCGAGCGGUUACUCGCCGAUAUCGCCGAGGAAGGCGAGGAUAGCUGUUCGGUGACAGUUGCUGUGAGGGUCCGACCGUUCAGCCAGAGAGAGAUAAAAGAACAGGCAAAAUGUGUGGUGAGCAUGGAUGGACCAGCUACCUUGGUCACCCCAGAGAAUGGCAACGAACACCUGUUUGCUUACGACCAUUCAUUCUGGUCUUUCAAAGAAAGCGACAAGCACUUCGUCGGACAAGAAAAGGUGUACAGAAUGCUUGCCCAGCCCUUGUUAGAGAGAGCACUGCAAGGGUACAACACGUGUCUGUUCGCAUACGGACAGACAGGUUCGGGGAAGUCAUACACCAUGAUGGGAUUUGAUGGGAACAAAGGAAUCAUCCCAAGAUUUUGUGAAGACCUGUUUUCGAGACCAUCAGCACACAGCAACGUCGACGUAAAGGCUCACGUCGAGAUAAGCUUCUUUGAAAUCUACAACGAAAAAAUCCACGACCUCCUCGUGUCGUCACCGCAGAAAGAGAAGCGCAGAGCUCCGCUCAAAGUUCGAGAACACCCCCUCUGGGGUCCGUACGUACAGGGACUGUCACAGUUUGUGGUGAGUUCCUACCGGGACAUUGAGGGUUGGUUAGCCAUCGGGAACAAGCAGCGAGCAACAGCAGCGACGGGCAUGAACGACAAGAGUAGCCGGUCCCACUCUGUCUUCACCAUCAUUGUGACCCAGACCACGUGUGAAACGCUGGAGGGAGAGGUGCACGAGCACAGCAGGAACAGUAGAGUCAACCUGAUUGACCUGGCGGGCAGCGAGAGAUGCUCAGCUGCACAGACGUCCGGAGACAGGUUACGGGAAGGUGCGAACAUCAACAAGUCUCUCAUGACCUUGGGGAAGGUCAUCCAAGCUCUGGCUGACCAAUCAGUGAACAGGAAGAGAAGAGUGUUCAUUCCCUACCGUGACUCCGUCUUGACAUGGCUGUUGAAGGAAAGUCUAGGUGGGAACUCUCGCACGGCCAUGGUCGCCAACAUCAGCCCCUCCAGUACCAACAUGGAGGAGACCCUCAGCACAUUGCGCUACGCCAAGCAGGCUCGCAGCAUCGUCAACAUCGUCAAGGUCAACGAGGACCCCAAGGCCAGGCUCAUCAGAGAGCUGCGGGCGGAGAUCGAGAAGUUACGCAGAGCUCACACUGGGCAGGCUGUGGUUAAGGAGGAGACAUACCAGGCCAGUCUGGCAGAGAUAGCUGCCCUGAAACAGCUGUUAGCAGAGCAGGAGCAGAGAUUAGAGGAGGUGAACAGAUCCUGGCAGGACAGACUAGAGCAGGCAGAACAGCAGAAAGCGGAGGAGACCCACAUCCUGGAGCGUGUGGGCGUGGCCCUGAAGGUGGACAACAAGCUGCCCCACCUGGUGAACCUGAACGAGGACCCCCAGCUGGCCGAGGUGCUGCUGUACAUCCUGAAGGAGGGGCACACAAGGGUGGGGUCCAAGACUGGACAGCAGGACUGUGACAUACAGCUCUCAGGAGGCCUAGUGGGUCCCCAGCACUGUGUCAUCACCAACAGAGGAGACCAUGUGGUCAUCACGCCCAUGAAGGAUGCUCCCACCUAUGUGAACGGUGAACAGGUUACCACGGAAACAGUCCUUCACCAUGGUGACAGGCUCAUUGUCGGUGAUCAUUACUUCAGAUUCAACAACCCAACAGAAGCCAAGUCAGGCAAGAAGAAGUCGAGUGGCCAGCCUAUUGACUUUGAGUAUGCCAAGAGCGAGCUGAUGUCAGUGCAGAGGGCCAAGCUGGAGAAAGAGGUGGAGGCAGCAAGGACCCAGGUUAAAAAAGAGGCCAUGGCCCAGAUUCAGGAAGCCAGGCAGGUGGCUGAAGAGGAGAUGGAAGAGCAGAGGAGGGAGUACGAGCAAAAGAUGCAACAGCUGCAGAAAGAGCUGGAGAAAGAGAGUGUGGAGAAGAAAGAAAAAGAGCAGACAGCCAUGGAAGUGCAAGACAAAGUGCAGCAACUUCAAGAACAAAAGAAAGCUCUCGAGAUAGAAGUGCUGAGCAACAGGAGACGGCUCCAGCUGGAGGCCCUGGCCGUCAAACAGUCCAUGGAGGAGGCUCGUGUCCGCCAGGCGCGGAUCAUCGCUGAGCUGGAGACCGAGAAACAGCGCAUGGAGGGGAACGUGACCAGGCUGCAGGAGGCCAGCAGGAGGCGCCAGCAGUGUGGGCCAAUCAGUGUCAAGUCUGGAGAGAGAGACCAGUGGAGUCUGAUCCGGCUGUCCAUGCUGCUACAGGAGGCUAACAACAUCAGCCGUAGUCUGGGCAGGAGUGUCACCUUCAGCAGGCAGGAUGUCUUCAUUGGGGACAAGCCACAGGUCCAAGUUUGUGUGCUGAACCAUGCCAUGGGGAUGAUGACCCGCUGGAGUCCUGAGAAGUUUGAGGCCCGGCUGGUGCAGAUGAGAGAACUGUACCAGGGGGAAGGAGACAUCAGUGAGGACGACACCAUCUUCUGUGACCCUAGUGACAGCUGGCAGAGAGACUCUUCUGUCACUGGAAUGUCGGACUAUAACAGCAGCUCAGAAGAGCAACAGAGGCAGGAUGGCACCUACACAGUACGACCUGCAAAGAGAGGACACGCAGGGACAACCCAGGUGACUUCCACCUGCCUGGAAAUGAUCAACUCUGCCAGGAAGAAGCUCAAGACCAACUCCCAGGACAGUAUAGUAGACCAGAUCCUGUACUGUCUGCAAGGCAUGAAGACUGAAGCCACGGUCAUUUUCUCCUCCAAAAAUGCACAGAAAGCUACGAAAAACGGGGAGAGUGAUGCAGACUUUAGCCAGAACAUGAUGAGGAUGUCGAACGCGGUGGUGGUGCUGACGUCCCUGGUCCAGCUGUGGGCGUCGGUGAUCGAGCAAUCAGAGUUAGAGCAGACCAGCCAAGUGGUUCACCAGCUCACCAACACCACCCAGCGCCUGGCAACUAACGUGGGCAGGCUCCUGCAAGGCUUCGAGCAGAACCUGCUGGCACUGAUCUUCAGCGCAAAGGACAGCAUCAAGCAGAGUAUGGAGGGCCUGUCGAGGGUCGUCGGGGAGGCCAUGCUUGCGACGGACACCAGCAUGACAUGCAUCACAGACAUCUCUGUAGAGAUCCUCCUGAAGACUAUGGUGAUACAGGGGAUGAUGUCCUUUGUUGAGAAGUUUGUGGGCGGAUGUGUGAAGAAGUUGGAAACCUGCGAGGAUUCUGUGCUGUCCGCAAUGUCCUCGGCAAAGUUCACGCCAGGUCAAAUGAAGAACAGGGUUUCAGACAAGCUGCUGAACCAUGUACAGCAGGUCACAGCCACUGCCAAGGGACUUCUGCAGGCUUUUGGAACUCUGGAGGUUGAAUACAAAUGGUGUUACAGCAAUGACGGGGUGGCCAAAGUGUACACCUUCAUCCAGGACAUGACAGGUGCGACAGAGAGCAUCAUGGACUCAGCAGCACAACUGUGCCAGUCAACUGUACAUGCCACCAAAAACUCAAGAGAAGGUGUGUCUAAGAUGCGUCCCCACGCAGUGAAGCUCUUGGGGUCAUGCGGUCUGCUGAGGGAGGUGGCCAACAGCUGGCAGGAGCUGAACUCCGAUAGGAGAUCCAGCAGUAGGACUGACCACAUCAAUAAGAACAUCCGGGAAUUUGAUAAGGACCUGCGCACCUUGUUGGAGCUGGUUGACCAGGAGGCUCGGAUGAGCGGCAGCUCCCCAGCCAAGCGGCUGCUGCCCUCCUCCCCCCACCUGUCCAGCACCCUCACCACCCAGUCCUCCCCCUGUGGGGCCGGCUCUAAUACGGUCACAAGGAGACUGGCUCUAGCCUUUGGCAUAUAGAAUAUGCCAUAUUUCUUGCCUAUUUCCUAUUCUGUAUUACUGAUUGUGGUACAUCAUUCGCAUCACAAAUCCCCACUAAGAAAAAGCUAUUCAUAAUAGUGAUUGUGUAACAAAUACCCAAUCUUGUGAACUUUAUGCAAUGUGUUUACAACCUUGUUGUCCUGAAUUUUCCUUCAGUUUUCCAGCUGGUAUAUAGUAUAUAAUGUUGAUUGCUGAUGGGACUUCCAGGAAAAUAAGGAGAGCUUUAAGAAGAGGAGCAGCAUUUUGAAUGCUGAGCUGUCAGUAGAUGUCCGUCAUUUUGUGUCACCAGUUUCUGUGUGUAGAUGUCUCUGUACUAUAGUGUUGCCUGUUCAAGCCCGAUCUACAUGUUAUUGCAAAAGAAAUGUAUGAAUUCUAUAGCUGAAGCAGACUGUAUAUUAGCCAUCUGAUGUAUGAUUCUCCUUGAGCAGACAGAAAAAGUUUGUAUAUGUAGGUUUAUAGAGGAAAAAAAUAUGACUUUACAGAGUGAUAGCAUAGGCAGAUGCUAUACAGAUACUACAAUGUUGCUGUAAUUAGGGCAAAUGAAGGUGUGUGUCUAGGUCUAUAUUACCUGCAGAUAACCCAUGUCAUUGUAGCAAAAUGCAUUAAGGGAUUCUGGGCUAAACGUGUAUUGUUUCAGAGUUAUAUGGAAUGCCGGGGCAGGAGCAUAGUCCUUGUUGCAACCAAAACUUUGUAUAAUCUGUAUUUUGUGUAUUCCUUGUGUUGUAGUGUUUUAUUAUUUGCAGGAUUAGAAAAUAAAUGAAUUUAAGAUCAAAUUAAAGCAAGUGAACUAUAUGUUAUGAGACAGAGCAGACAUAUAUAAGACUUAGUGAUGUUAGUUUCUGUAGUCUUCCAAAGACAUAGAACAUCGAAGAGAAUUUUAGGCGUUUCAGUAACAAAGCACAGUUGUACCAGGUAUACUACUGAUAACCAUUGCUACUACACCAGCUGUUCAUGUAUAACAGGGAGCAGUCUCUAGGUGUUGCUGAAUUACAUGUACAAUUUGUGUGAGAAAGUUAUCAGCUAUGCAAAUAGACAUAGAAGAAAAGAUUACUUUCCACAGA
Molecule: messenger RNA, 5522 nt
Organism: Branchiostoma floridae (Florida lancelet)
Lineage: Eukaryota; Metazoa; Chordata; Leptocardii; Amphioxiformes; Branchiostomatidae
Product: kinesin-like protein KIF14
Exons: 15
Coding region: 382-4440 (1352 amino acids)
Biological process (GO): microtubule-based movement
Molecular function (GO): microtubule binding; ATP binding; microtubule motor activity
Source: RefSeq, a predicted model, not a curated record